Molecule: messenger RNA, 2155 nt
Organism: Solea solea (common sole)
Lineage: Eukaryota; Metazoa; Chordata; Actinopteri; Pleuronectiformes; Soleidae
Gene: cldn10e
Product: claudin 10e
Exons: 5
Coding region: 607-1635 (342 amino acids)
Biological process (GO): cell adhesion; bicellular tight junction assembly
Cellular component (GO): bicellular tight junction; plasma membrane
Molecular function (GO): structural molecule activity
Source: RefSeq, a predicted model, not a curated record
UGUAUUAUAUAACUUUUGACUGUUCAGUUUUUUGGUAGAACAAUACUAGGUGGUCUUGCGGGAAUAUUAGAAGAGCAUUUAUUUUUCUGGAUAUGUCACUAACAUACUACUACUACUUUAAAGUGUUUGCAAGGAGUUGAUGAUUUGAAAAUGUAUUCAAUGUAUGAUUUUCUGUAAAUGUAAAUGUGCGUUUAAGUCCAGGGCAGCCUGAUGGUCACAUGAGGUCCAUGAGGUAAUUUGAGAUAUAUGCUUAGGUGAGCACUCAGACUUAACACUGUAACUGUGGGAACCAAAGUGACUGUUGUCUCUCACCCACACGUGCAAUAACAGCUGAUAAACAACAGCGCGCCCCUGUUGUGUAACUGGGAUCCAGUCUUCAGCCACCUUUUCUAAGAAGAGCAGUGGAGUAGGAGGCCUCCUCCACAUCUGGUUGACUUUGGAGGAAAUCUGCAUGUUUGUCUCAGGAGGAUCAUGUCUUAGCUGGAAGCAAAUGACUGUCAUCUAUUCACGAGACCACGUAAUAUUGUGGAUGAGGGUUUAAAGACAAAAACAGAAGCUUGACAGAAGAGCUUCCUUGAAUCUGAAGAUAUCCAGUCAAACUCCACGAUGAAGAUCCGUGUGGUCCAGAUCUGGGGUUUCCUGAUGACAGUGCUGGGCUGGAUCUUUGUGGCUUGCACUAUGGCCAUGGAAGGAUGGAAGAUCACAUCCAUAGGGGGAAUGGCGGGCUCCUCCAUCAUCAAGGUGGCGUGGUAUUGGUCCAGCCUCUGGAGAUCCUGCUUUACUGACUCAACUGCUGUGACCAACUGUUAUGACUACCCGGUGCUCUGGUCUGUGGAGGGUUACAUACAGAUAGUGCGAGGCCUGCUGAUGUCAGCGCUUUCCCUGGGAAUGCUGGGGUUUGUGCUCAGUCUCAUGGGUAUGGAAUGCACCUUCCUUGGGGGAAAAGACCGUGCGAAGUACAAGAAGAUCUAUAGUGGGGGAUGGUGCCACAUCAUCAGUGGUUCCCUGUCCACAUGUGGAUAUGCUGUUUAUGCACAGUAUGUCUCAGUAGAAUACUUCAACCCUGACUUUGAUGGACUGAAGUAUGACCUCGGCACCCCGCUGUUCCUCGGCUGGGUCGGCUCUGCUUUUCAAUCGACGGGUGGGUUUUUUUAUCUGUGGUCUGUGUGCAAGCCACUCUGUGGAGGAACACAAAUGGUGGUCACCAUAAAGCCACAACCAGACCCUGAGCAAAACAAGUCCACCACCGCUCUUUCCACAGUGUCAGAGAUCACCUCCAAGACCAAAUUGUCCUCGAUAUCGGAGCUGUCGUCCAGGUCUGAGCGCUCAGACUUGUCCAGCAUUUCCUCCAGAUCAGAACGUACAUCCAAAUCUGGACGCACGGCUAAGUCGGGUCGUUCAUCAAAGACUGAGAGAACUAUCAGAUCUGCGCAGUCAGGAUCAAAGUCAGGGUCAGGAUCAGAGUCUGGCCUUUCGUUGAGGUCCAGUAUAUCGACUUUGACUGAGUCAGGGAGCAGCAGCGGUGGCAGCAGCAGCAGCAGCAGCAGCAGCAGCACCAGGGGUCGCACAGUCUCGUCUUUAUCGGGCAGUUCCAGGAGUGAGACCACACCAUUCAUCAAAAACUCUUACAUCUGAAUAAAUGUGUCGUAAACACAAUAUGACUGUUUGGCUAAAGCUCUAGUGUGUUACUUUUAAAUAUACAGAGAUACCCAUUACAUUUGUUGAUUAAGCCUAUCCUCAACAUUCGAGGGAGGAAACAGGAAACUUGCGCUAGUAAAGUCAGACGGAUUGUUGGAUUAUGACUGAAAACACAAAGAGGCGCACUACAAGUUUCAGAAGUGAAUUCUACUGAUCCAAAAACCUGGCUGUUAUUGCAGCCACCCCCACUCAAGUCAAUAUUACAUAUUUUCUGUUUGCUAAGACCAAACAAAAGCAGAAUAAUGACAACAACCGCAAAAGAUUUGAACAAAAAAGACGCACUGCAGCUUCAAAGCAACUUCAGUUGUGUGUGUUUCGUAUUAAAAAUGAACUCAAAUGCUACUUCAUUUAUUUAAUUUGUCUGUUAUGUUUUCAUCCUAAACUAUCUUUAAACUUGGAUAGCAUGACACAUAAAUGGUCAGCCUGUGUAACCUUCACCAGGCUGGUUGACAGUAAA